Molecule: messenger RNA, 642 nt
Organism: Phoenix dactylifera (date palm)
Lineage: Eukaryota; Viridiplantae; Streptophyta; Magnoliopsida; Arecales; Arecaceae
Product: transcriptional regulator SUPERMAN-like
Source: RefSeq, a predicted model, not a curated record
AUGGAGAGGUGUGGUAGAAGCUCUAGAGACAACAGCAACAAUCACAACAACGACAACAACAACAAGGUUAGAGAGCCAUGGAGUUUUGGCCAAGUGGGACAAGGGGACACUGUUUGUAGUGACUUGAUAGGAGGCUUCUCAUGGCCUCCAAGGUCAUAUAUUUGUAGCUUUUGCAAGAGGGAAUUUAGGUCAGCGCAGGCUCUUGGGGGUCACAUGAAUGUCCAUAGAAGGGACAGAGCUAGGUUGAGGCAGUCCCUACAAUGGGAUCCCCCACUUUCUAACCAUAACCCUAACCCUAAUCCAAGGGGCACCCUUAUCCCUAACCUUAAUAUUUCACCACCUUCUAACACUGGUGAUGCUAAGCUUUCUCCAAGGACCAAUAGAUUCCCCUCCCUUCUCUCUUCCUCGUCGUGUUCGACCUCCUUAGGUCAACUGUUCAGCUCGAGAGGUGGACAUUUCAACGGCAUGGAGGCAGUGAAGGCCUUUCUUGGGGUCGAAGAGUUGAGAGAUCUUGUGAAGGAAGGCACGGCUGAUGCGUUCCGAAAGGAAGGAGAGGUUGUGAGACUGGACUUGGAGAUUGGAACAAGCGGUGAUUCGGAGGAAGAUGAUUUGGAUUUAGAGCUUCGACUUGGGUACACUUGA